This is a messenger RNA of Dendronephthya gigantea, 666 nucleotides long. RefSeq lists its product as uncharacterized. The record is from RefSeq and is a predicted model, not a curated record. Bases 1 to 666 code for a protein of 221 amino acids. NCBI's taxonomy places the organism in Eukaryota, Metazoa, Cnidaria, Anthozoa, Malacalcyonacea, Nephtheidae. The transcript has 2 exons.
AUGUACGCCACCGAAGCUCUUCUUUACGCUGCUCCAUCGACAUUAAAUGACUCUGGCAUUGGUUUAUUCCUACAUCCUAGAUUAAGAAAGAUAUCCGCAGGAUCUUAUUUGUGCACAUAUGCUACAUCAUGGUCUUCAUAUCAACCGUCUGAGGAAGAUGGUUCCUAUGUCCUAGAAGUUGCCGUCAACGGCCACACACGAUUUUACGACGCUACGAGUUAUGACGGUGCAAACAUUGGCCGGUUUGCCAAUGAAAAUGGUGUGCUGGAAGCUCUCAAAGACGUCAAAAGGAGGUCGGACAAGAAAAAGUUCACCAACUUCCAUGAAUCAGAGUGGAAAAAAGUGAACGAUGAUUUGGCACAGAAAGCGAAUGCCUGCUUCAAGGUGCAUGGAAAUGAGCUGCAUUUGAUAGCAAAAGUCGAUAUUCAACCCAGCAAAACACCUAUCGAAAUUUUUACCUCUUAUGGGGAUAUUAGAUCGUUUUGGAUUGCAGGCAUUGUUCGUCAUCCAGAGAAUUACCCAGCGAAUAUGGUAAAAAUUGUUAAAUCUCUUUUUAAUUCUCAUCGAAGCAACUGGACUAUUGAACAGAAGCAGCGUUGGGGAAAUUGCGAAGAUUUAUUAGAUGAGAACAAUAAGGUGUGCACAUUUAGCGAAGUGUUAAUUUAA